Ipomoea triloba (trilobed morning glory) is the source of this 852-nucleotide messenger RNA. RefSeq names its product transcription factor bHLH168-like. Gene Ontology annotation, biological process: regulation of transcription by RNA polymerase II. Lineage: Eukaryota; Viridiplantae; Streptophyta; Magnoliopsida; Solanales; Convolvulaceae. The record is from RefSeq and is a predicted model, not a curated record. Gene Ontology annotation, molecular function: RNA polymerase II transcription regulatory region sequence-specific DNA binding; protein dimerization activity; DNA-binding transcription factor activity, RNA polymerase II-specific. Bases 29 to 658 code for a protein of 209 amino acids. The transcript has 3 exons. Gene Ontology annotation, cellular component: RNA polymerase II transcription regulator complex.
CCAUCGUACUCGGUUAGGGAGUAAAUGAAUGCUGCGCUAUUCCGCCUUUCAGAGGUCUUUAUCGUCUACUCGCCUAUAUAUACAUAAGCAGCGUAGCGAGCAUGUAUUGAAUCUUACUAAGAAAAAUAAAAACACGUGCUACCAAGCCCUAAACAUGCAGCCCAACUGCACUAGUUCAUUGCCACCCAAACCUCGCCGGCAUUUGACGGAGAAACACCGGCGGGAGCAAAUGAAAGGCCUUUAUCGUCGCCUCGCCUCUCUCGUACCCCAUGAAAAAUCUCUGGAAAAAUCUCCGGCCUUUGACGUGUUGGAUCAUGCCACUAACUACAUCAAACAACUAGAGAGCAACGUUAAUGAGCUGAAAGCAAGAAAGGAUAGCCUACAACUCCCAGUCUCCAUAACCGUGAAUGAAUGUGAGGGAGGUGAAAGUUUGGAGAUAAAUAUAGUGUGUGGAUUGGAGAAGAAGGAGGUGAUGAAGAUGCAUAAAGUGUUUCGGAUUCUUCAAGAGGAAGGCGCACAAGUUGUGAGUGCAACCAACUCAACUGUGGAUCUCAAGAUCUACCAUACAAUUAUUUGCAAGGCAUUUUCACCCAGAAUUGGAAUGGAUACCACUCGAGUGCAAGAACGGUUGAAGAAUUUUAUUUCUGAUCUCAUAUGAUUUCUACAAUCUAUAGAAAUACAUACAAAUACAAAUGUAAUAGGCCUAGGAAGUAAAAAAUGUUUAUUUCUAACCUCAUAUGAUUUCUACAAUCUAUAGAAAUACAUACAAAUACAAAUGUAAUAGGCCCAGGAAGUAAAAAAUGUUUGUGUAAUUGUUUAAUUAAAUUAAUGGUUCAGAUUAUUUUUGUUUUA